CGUACAAAGUUUAUAUCAUGUGACAACUUCCUGACCACGCCCACUCAGUGAGCUGCCUUCUAGGACCAGGUCUGUUAACUCAGUCGGCUUUCAAUGGCAUUUUCAGGUGUUGAAGACCAUCUGUAUCAAGGCCCCCAUGAGCGGCCCCCCAAUUACAGCACUAUUGCGCCCUAUGCUCCUCCUGUCACAUACCCAUCAGCUCCAUCUAUAGGCCCCAUGCUAAUUAAUGGGGUUCCUGCAGGUCUGGAGUAUCUUACCCAGAUAAAUCAGAUGACCGUGCGGGCCAAAUUCUCUGUGUCCCAGGGUUGGGGUCGGAUGUUCGAUGUCUUGGACCCCGUGGGGCAGAGAUUAUUUCAGGCGAAGCAGGAGUAUCAGUGUUGUGGACCGGUGUAUAAUGUAAAAAUCUCCGAUAACAGCGACAGAGAUGUUCUGGAACUGAUCCAGGAGUGUGCGUGUACCUGCACGCGGCAGCUGCAGGUCUAUAGUCUUACUGGAGACCUCCUUGGAAGUGUGAGGUUACACCUGGAUUCGUUUGUUACACAUCUCUCAUUGCGAAAUCCUGCUGACGAGGUUCUGCUGUUAAUCAUCGGACCCAGUUUUCAGACCAAUAUAUUUGGGAAUUCCAACUUUGAGGUAAAGUCCCGAGAUGAGCAGCACGUGGUGGGGAUGAUCAGGAAUGAGAGUGAGCAGUUCUCUGUGUAUUUUCCUCUGGAUCUGGAUGUUACAGUGAAAGCCUUGUUAUUGGGGGGCAGCUUCUUUCUGGAAUCUCUUAUUAACCAGAGAAGACGGCAAGUGAUGAACAGAAGGAACAGCCAUUAGGAGAGGCAGAACCUGCGCUUGGGCCAUAAGGCACAGUCACAGUGCCCCCUGCUGGCGAUACUGUGAUACUACUAGCGUCACCUUUUAAACACAAACUGAUUUCUGUUUACACAACCUCAGGCUUAAAAUGAUUAACCACUUCACUUCCAAAAAAAAUAUUAACAUUAUGUGUUUUUGCUAUUUUUUUGUAUAGUUUCAGAGAAACUCAAAACAAUAAAAUUAUGUCAUUUAAAAAUAAAUAAGUGUUUUGUCUGUUUUCGAAAGUACACGGUGUCCUUUUAUCUUGCUAUAUUCAGGGUC
Messenger RNA from Pelobates fuscus (common spadefoot toad), 1119 nucleotides. RefSeq names its product phospholipid scramblase 3-like. The transcript has 8 exons. Gene Ontology annotation, biological process: plasma membrane phospholipid scrambling. The record is from RefSeq and is a predicted model, not a curated record. Gene Ontology annotation, molecular function: phospholipid scramblase activity. Gene Ontology annotation, cellular component: plasma membrane. Lineage: Eukaryota; Metazoa; Chordata; Amphibia; Anura; Pelobatidae. The coding region runs from base 94 to 819 and encodes 241 amino acids.